This is a messenger RNA of Girardinichthys multiradiatus, 3479 nucleotides long. RefSeq names its product nuclear receptor subfamily 2, group C, member 1 (gene nr2c1). The transcript has 14 exons. Lineage: Eukaryota; Metazoa; Chordata; Actinopteri; Cyprinodontiformes; Goodeidae. Gene Ontology annotation, biological process: negative regulation of transcription by RNA polymerase II; cell differentiation; anatomical structure development. Gene Ontology annotation, molecular function: zinc ion binding; RNA polymerase II cis-regulatory region sequence-specific DNA binding; nuclear receptor activity. The record is from RefSeq and is a predicted model, not a curated record. Bases 941 to 2773 code for a protein of 610 amino acids.
UCAAAGUCCAGACCUGAAUCCAAUGGAGAAUCUGUGGAAAGAGCUGAAGACUGCUUUGGAUCAUUGCCCUGCUGCAUAAACCAAUACGCUGACAAACAUUCAUAAAGUAAUAGCCAGAUAUACAUUCCGAUUUACAAUUUUUUGAUAUAAAACAAUUCUUGGUUCCAAUAAAUCCAACUGCAGUUACAAAAGAGAUGUAAAGACAAGCAUAAGGAAGGUUUAUUAUAUGAAUUCAUAAAACACAAUAUUCAGAUUCACUUACUGGAAAACACAUUAAAUCAACUAAUCAAUCAGUUUUGAAAAAAGGAAAAAAAAAAACAUUUGUGCUUGACAGUCCUAAACAUGGGAGGGGAGUGGAGGGGGUGUAUAUAGAAAUGUAUAUAUAGUUAAAACAGGUAACACGGGUUUAAAAAACAGAGAAACAAAUAUGUUGAGAAAAAUACUUUAAGCAUUGAAUCUAAAACUCCUGAUAAGACUUGAAAACUAUGAUCAUAAAACUAAAAACAAAACUACAAAUCUACAUGUACUUAUCUCAAACAAGUGGUCUAAAAGUUAAUAAAAGUAACUAUGUAUAUAUAUUUUUUAUAUUUAUCUUCAGUUUCAUUCACACUCAAUAUUUCUGAAAGACUUUCUAAAUGCGAGCCAACAACAAUGUUAAUAUAUAAAAAAAACACAUUAAAAAGACAGUCAGAUGACGGACCGUCAACACACCGCAGCCGCUCUGACAUAAAUCGCAGCUACCUUAAUGCGCAUGUGCGUCAAACCCUUUAUUGAUGAAAAAAGGUCACGAACUCUGACCCUCCCAACAACUGCAGAAAACACAAUAUUAUUGCUUUGAAAGCAACACUUUUUUUUUAACAUAUUGGCUUUUCGGAAGGUGUGUUUGCCUUAUGGGGCACUGAUGUGAGAAGCAGCGGAUGAAGGUUUGCACAGUAUUAGAAUGGAUGGACAGACUCGCAAGAUUCAGCUUGUGUCAGCAGACAACAGCAUGGCUUUAGGACAUCGAAUCCAGAUCGUAACUGAUCAGCAGACUGGGCAGAAGAUCCAAUUUGUCACAGCACUUGAGCCUUCCUCCACUGGGAAGCAACAGUUUAUCUUGACGAAUGCCGACUAUUCCCCUGGCGGGAAGGUGAUUCUGGCCAAGCAGGAAGGCUCUCCUAACAAGGUGAUCCUCGCCUCUUCAGACGGCUCCGGGGUUAACCAGCUGCUAUUUGCUGCCCCGGAACUGUCAGGACAGCAUAUUCAGUUUGUGACUGAAGGCUCGGACCAGUCUAUUGUCAAGCCUGUGGUAGAGUACUGUGUUGUCUGUGGGGACAAGGCAUCAGGGCGUCAUUACGGAGCAGUCAGCUGCGAGGGCUGCAAGGGCUUCUUCAAACGUAGCAUAAGAAAGAACCUGGUGUAUACCUGCAGGGGCUCUGGAGAAUGCGCCAUUAACAAACUCCACCGAAACCGCUGCCAGUACUGCCGACUACAGCGCUGCAUAGCUCUGGGCAUGAAACAGGAUUCUGUGCAGUGUGAGCGGAAGCCUGUUGAAGUUGCCACCAGAGAGAAAUCUGUGAAUUGUGCGGCCUCCACAGAAAAGAUCUACAUCCGAAAGAACCUUUGUAGUCCUCUGGCUGCCACACCCACUUUUGUAUCUGAGAAGGAAACUGCUCGAUCCACAAGUUUGCUUGAGUCUAGCAUGUUGCUCAACAUCCAGCAGCCCUUCCCUAAGCUGGAAAACACCAUCCUGAUUCCAGCCUCCCCUGAUAAGGAUGAUCUAUCACAAGGGGAUCUUGGUACAUUGGCAAACGUAGUUACAUCACUUGCCCACCUUAACAAGACCAGGGAGCUGAGUGACAGCGGGAAUGACGCCAUGGAAGCUGAGACGCUCAGCAAUGGUGACGGCCCAAUGACAGACAUCCAAGGCGAUGAUCAGACUGCCAGUGAUAUCACUAGAGCCUUUGACACGUUGGCCAAAGUCCUACAUCCUGAUGACGGCUCAGCAGGAGAAUCUUUAGAAACAACGAUGCAGCUGAUGUCAGGAGACCAGUCAGGUCCUGUGGUGGAGCUGGAUGGGCCUCUGCUUUCUGAGAGCCAUAUCCCUUUCAAGUUAAUGAUGCCAUUGCCUGUACCAGAGUACCUCAAUGUCAACUACAUCUGUGAGUCAGCGUCCCGGCUACUUUUCCUCUCUAUGCACUGGGCUCGCUCCAUACCUGCCUUUCAAGCCUUAGGCGGUCAAGAAAAUGAGAUUAACUUGAUGAAAGCCUGCUGGAAUGAACUUUUUGCCCUGGGCCUGGCACAGUGCUCCAACGUUAUGAAUGUUGGUACCAUCCUAAGUGCUAUUAUCAACCAUCUGCAGACCAGCUUACAGGAAGAGAAGCUGUCCCCAGAUAGAGGAAAAUUGGUAAUGGAGCACAUCUGGAGGAUGCAGGAGUUCUGCAACAGCAUGUCCAAGUUGUCACCAGACUCUUAUGAAUAUGCCUACCUCAAAGCUAUUGUUCUCUUUAGCCCUGAUCACCCAGGCAUAGAUAACAUCCCGCAGAUAGAGAUGUUCCAGGAAAAAGCCUACACAGAGCUGCAGGACUACGUUACGAGAGCGUACCCAGAAGACUCUUAUCGGUUAUCCAAGCUGUUGCUGCGUCUUCCGGCCCUCAGGCUAAUAAGUGCAGCUGUCACAGAGGAGCUGUUUUUCGCGGGGCUCAUCGGCAACGUGCAGAUUGACAGCAUCAUCCCUUACAUCCUCAAAAUGGAAUCCACUGACUAUAACAGCCAAACAGUCUCUAGUGUCUGACAACUGUACCUUUUUUUUAUUUUAUUUUUUUUUAUUAAAUAGCUAUAUUUGGAUUGUGAAAGGUUGACAAACAGAGAAUUCAGAGAACUCCUCAAACCGGUUUUUGAAUGAGUAUAACAAACCAGAUCCAUGACUCUAUUAUCUCCAUUAUCUGUUUUGAAUUCUGUUUUCUCUCUUAACUUCUCUCCUCCUCCUGCCUUCUCCGUAAGCCGUCAGUCGAGCUCAGCUCACUAAUAGGACAACCUCCAGAGACAUUGAGAAUUCAAUUCUCAAAACCUGCAUAGCAGAUUUAGCUUUUUACUGUAUAGUAUUUUAUGCUUCAUACCAUUUAAGCCUUUGUAUUUUGUAUGAAUCAGCAUGGUUUGUUUUUUUGUAUUCAUCACUUCUCUGACAUGGCCAUACUUUAUGUUUAAGGUAAUUAUGAGAAAAGAAAAUGUUAAAUAAAUUUGUGAGAUGUUAUCAUUAAAGGUUACUACCUUUAUGUCUUAUUAGUUUGCUAAUCCAACGGACUGGCAGCAUCACGCCUCUAAUACUUGACAUCAUGUGGAUCUGAAGUAAGUGUAUAUAUAUUUAUAUAUAAAAUGCACCAAGAGAAAGCUAUACAAGCAAGAUUUGGUAAUUUGUGUAUUCUGCCAUUUUGGACAAAGAAAUGUUGAUGGACAAAGAUGGUCGUGUCAUUUGAAAAUAAAAGCGUCUUUCAGUCAUG